This is a messenger RNA of Leptopilina heterotoma, 1376 nucleotides long. Its product is annotated as BTB/POZ and MATH domain-containing protein 2-like. Gene Ontology annotation, molecular function: ubiquitin protein ligase binding. The transcript is spliced from 2 exons. The record is from RefSeq and is a predicted model, not a curated record. Gene Ontology annotation, cellular component: cytoplasm. Gene Ontology annotation, biological process: proteasome-mediated ubiquitin-dependent protein catabolic process; regulation of proteolysis. Lineage: Eukaryota; Metazoa; Arthropoda; Insecta; Hymenoptera; Figitidae. The coding region runs from base 202 to 1149 and encodes 315 amino acids.
CGGCGAUCACAUGACUUAUACUAGCUUCCGCUUCCGUCUUCGCUAAUGUCAGUUAUAAACAGGCAACGGUUAAAACUAAACGGACGAAAUCGCAUCUGAAAGAAAAACUUUUGAGACAUUUCACAAAUAUAUGUGUGAGAACACUUGGUUUGCAGUGUUUAUUGACAUCGAGAGAAUCAGAGGAUACAUUUUUUAUAGAUUAUGGCUGCGACACUGAUCAAUUUUUCAAGAGUCGAAGAGGAAAUUAAAACUCAGUCUUCAAUGAAAGUUAAUCACGUUAAAGAUUAUUUUCUACUUCCAAUAGUAAUUUCUCGAGAAACUUUGAUUAAUUACAGUGAAUUUAUUACCUCUGCAAUUUUACAAGAAAGUCCACGAAUAACUUGUACUAUCAAUUUUAAGAAAAUUAAUCAACUCAACUUGUGUGGAGAAAUUAAGUUUUCAGGACAAUCAGCGAAUCAACAUUAUGAAGUAACUCUUUACUACAUAAAUUCUCAGCAUAAAAUUCACUUUUCAGAAACCAUUGAUGUGAACAUUUCAACCAACGUCAGUACUCAUUUCUUUAAUACAUCUUACGAAGUUUUGCAAUUAGGAUUUCGACGGGGAGAUAGUAAUAUCUUUCACGGAUUGCAACUUAUUGAUAAUAAUUUACUUAUAUACUGUAAAAUAGCAGUAAGAAAUGAUAGUAAUACAAUUUUAAAACAGGAAACAUCUCCUAAAUUUCUAUCAAUUUAUAAGGAACAAUUAUUCACUGAUUUCAAGAUUGUUUGCGAGGAUAAGGAAUUUUUAGUCCACAAAGCAGUUCUUGCACAUUCGUCGCCUGUUUUUCGAAAAAUGUUCGAAAUUCCAAUGAAGGAAUCCGAGGAGAAUUUAGUUAUGAUCGGUAAUUUUGAACCAAAUAUCAUUGAGCAACUGAUUCAUUUUAUAUACUCGGAGGAAAUUCAAAAUGAUUUACCUGGAGAAACAUUAAAAAAACUUUUCUUGGCUGCUGAUAUGUAUGAAUUAAAGGGUCUCGAAAAUCUUUGUUUGAAAAGAAUAUGCGAACGUACAAAAAAUAUCAGUGAAAUUGUGGAUGUCAUUUUAUUUGCUGGGUCCGAGUUUAAAGAAGAAAUGAUUAAAUGCCUAAAAGAUGUUCAUCCCAAAUUAUUGUGAUAGAGAUGAAGAUCAGAGGCCUCGAGGAUCACAAUUCAUAAUCUUUCAAUUUUUAAUUAAAUUUUUAAAAAAAAUUUAAUUAUUUGUUUAUUUAAAUUAUGCUUUAAAUAUGUAUGUUUUAUAAGGAUUCUGUGAUUUUAAAUUUUUAACACUUACGUCCUGUAUAAUUGUAAAUAUAAUUUACAAGCGCUACUUAAUAUUUUAUAAAAAUGUAAAAAGUGUAGAUU